Molecule: messenger RNA, 2441 nt
Organism: Penaeus chinensis
Lineage: Eukaryota; Metazoa; Arthropoda; Malacostraca; Decapoda; Penaeidae
Exons: 14
Coding region: 105-2339 (744 amino acids)
Biological process (GO): proteolysis
Molecular function (GO): metalloexopeptidase activity
Source: RefSeq, a predicted model, not a curated record
AAUGAAGAAGGAAACGUUAGCGAUACGUGGCUGUCUGUGCUUCGCGAGUGGGUGUGUAAGUCAGUGUUAUAACCUCGUGCUCGUUAACGGGGGUACUCUAAAGCAUGGAGUUACGGGGACCAGGAUUCGUGGUCUUGCUUGUAGGAGCCACUCUAGCGACCGCAAGCACCGACCUCGAAGUCAGAAUCGGAGAGCACUUACAACACUUCGCAGACGUCCGCUUCCCUGACAUCAAGCACACUGACAGCUGGCUCAAGGCUCGAGCAUACAUUAAGGAUCAGUUUGAGAAAUAUGGACUCGCGGUUGAGUUACAGACUUUCACUACAACGGUUGUAACGGCGGAAGGAGAUGCGAGUCAAGUGGAAGGCACCAACAUCAUUGGAAUCGCAAAGUCGGCCACCGAUCGAGCGGGCGGCGUGGUGCUCGUGGGCGCCGACUACGACACCAACGCCCGCGGGGAACCAGGUCCUCUCUUCAACAACGGCGCGGGCGUGGGGGCGUUGCUGGAGACGGCGAGACUCCUCAUGAGUAAGGCAGGACCGGAGGGCGACCUCAGGAUGGAGCACACGACCGUCUUCGUGGCCUUUGACCUCAAUACGGAAGAGCAUGACAGCGGCCCUGGAAAGCCCGGCGGAUGGUACUUUGUGAACGAAUGGUUGUGGGAAUACGUGAACCAUUCUGACACUCAUUUCAGCGGAGCCUUCGUUCUAGAUUCCCUCAUGAACGUUAAUCAAAACGCACAUUCGCAAGACGCACAUGAGGAUUUCCGGCUGAUGUUCCCGGAUACUUACACCCGCAUCGUUCAGUCUAACAACAAGGGCAAUUUUCUGGGAGUAGUUACGUUACCUGAAGAGAAGGCUGUUGAACUGAAGGAUCAGUUUACGGGGAACUAUAACAAGCUCCGCAUGGCAGAGACGUUCCGACUGGAAGACAUGACUCUCCCUGACAACACUUCCGUCAGCGAACUCUUCUCCGAACUGACAACACAAGACACCGUCAACUUCUGGUCCUUCACUGCCAACGGGAAAAUGACACCGCUUCCUGCUGUCCUCAUCACUGACACCGAGAACCUCCGCCACGCCCCCUCGACCCCCUGUGAGAACGUAGAUUGUCCAACAGAAAACUGGCUGACGGCAGAACGACAGGAUUUUCUCGUCAGCACUGUAAAGGCACUCACCAACACCCUCUUGGAACGUCAGGCACGUCAGCUGACAGACUUGGAAAACCACCUCAGACAUUUCGAGGAAGCGAGGAAUCCGCAGCUACCCGACAGAAGACCUUACGAGAGAGCGCGGGCCUAUAUCAAAGACAAGUUUGGCGAAUAUGGACUCGAAAUUCACGUCCAGAAUUUCGAUACGGUUAUUUCCGGGCCGGGCGGCGAUGUUAUAGUCCCUGGAGAGAACAUCAUAGGCGUCGCAGAAGGGGAGGCAGUGGGCGGACCUGUACUCGUCGUGGGCGCGGAUUAUGACACGGGCGUGCAAGAUUCACCGCUGGAAGACAACGGGGCGGGCGUGGCUGCGUUGCUAGAGGUUGCAAGGCUCUUCAUGCAACAGACGGCCGUUGCUGGAGGCUUUUUUGAGCGGCUCAGUUCCGUUAUAUUCGUGACUUUUGAUCUGAAUGCUAAGGAAUACGGCAGCAGUCAAACGGGCAAGCAAGGAGCCUACCAUUUUCUCCACCACUGGCUGUGGAAUUACGUCAACCAAUCAGCUGUCAACUUUGGCGGCGCUUUCAUUCUCGACUCGAUUGCCAAAUACAGCGAGAUGGACAAUUCUCAAUAUGUGUUCGAGGAAUUCGUUACUGCAUUUCCCGACGCGUCACGUGACAUCGACAAGCACAACAACAGAGGCAACUUUCUCGCCGUGUUUACGAGAGAAGACGAGACAAGCACUCGACUUGCAAAGGCAUUUUCAGACAAUUACGAAAAGGACAGACGCGCUCGCUUCGUCAGACUACAAGAUUUUACGGUUAGAAACGGACCGUCUUAUAAGGGAGUCUUCGAGAUGUUCAGUCACCAGUCGCAUUUCCCUUUCUGGUCCUUCACUCCUGACGAAGACCUGGUUCCUCUCCCUGCUGUCCUCCUUACCGAUACAGACGUAUACAGAAACACGGAGGAUCCUUGCACUCGCCCUUGCUCGUCCGCCGGCUUCCUCACCAGGAGACGAAGAGCUGUUAUCACUAACAUCGUAGAUUCUGUCACCAGCACAUUACUACAGCUCCAGGCGAAGAGAGCAGAACGGCCCACAGUAGCGCCUGUUAUAGGGAACGGCGGAGAACGGUCUAGAUCGACCUCCUUAGCACUCACAACCUUCGUUUUUUGCCUGGUCUUCGUUUUGCAGUGAAUUAGUGUUCCUGAAGUUACUACCAGGACUGUGUUCAGCGAGUGAUUCAAGAGAGAGAAAGAGAGGCAAAGAGAAAAAAGAGAGACAAAGAGAGACAAAGAG